AUGCCACCGCAACGACGUCAGUCUCUGGCACCGACAACAUCCACUAAUACGUCCCGCCAGGUGCUGGGUAGGAAGAGGGCACAGAGCAUGGAACCUAGCGGGGCAAACCAACAACUCGUUCCACGGAAAAGCAUACUCAAGUCUACACCAUUCACAUUUGGCGCAAGCGUCGGCCCUUCCGACCAACAAGAGAACGAGCCACCAGUGCAAAAUGCUCAAAGCCAGAUAGCAGGACAGGACGGACAGGCAGAUGGGAUUGACUACGCAGCUGAAAUUUCUGACAAUACUACUCGCAAGAGUUUAGGACGUCGCGUCAGUUUCGCACCACUAGCCAGCUUUCGAAUAUUUGAGUCAAAUGACAAUACCAAUAGCUCGGGUGUACCAAGCUCGUCACCAACACCCGCUUCUCCACCAGAAUCCGAAGCAUCACCCUCCCCUAUUCGUCCCCUACCACCUAUCCAGCUCAGCAAUGAGAAUGACUACCCAGGCCGGCGGAGUAACACUGGGCCUAUUAGGCGUGUCUCCACCGCCACGGAAUAUGGCGAGAGGUCCAUGUCAUUGGAUAUGGACCAAGAUAGCGACGAUAUCUCGGAACCACCCACCGAUCCUGUCUUUUUCCAAGAAGCUGCUAAUGCAGGUUCGGACUACGAGCCUCCUCCAACAGACGAAGACUUUCAUGACGGUACAGAUAAUGACGACGGCGAGGAUGACGAGGACGAUGAGGACAUGGAAAUUACAGAGGCGAUUGCAUUGAACAUUGAUCGUAAACGCUCGCUCUCAGUAGCGCAACAGCACGAGAUGGCCAGACGCUCAUCCCUUUCAUCGCUUGCCUCCCGGAGACGUUCAUCAAUAAAGCCCCCACCUGCCACAGAAAACAAAACAACCGAAGAUGGAGGAGACGAGGAUGACAAGAACGAAGAAGAUUUGACUACGAAUACCCAGGCCACGCAGGAAAGUGAGGCACCGAUGGAGUUCACUAUUGCAGUUGGCGAGCCCUUGAAAAAGCCCAAGCCGCCAAGCAAAUCAUGGCUAGCUCUCUUAGCCAUGCAAGGUGGAAGCUCAAAUGACGAUAAUGAGGAAGCAGCAGCAGAUGAUUUCGAUGAUGAGAUUGAGCUCUCUAGCGCUCUCUCAAGGCUUCAGACUGCACGCUCAUCACUUGAUAUCAAUGACCAAGACCAGGAUGCGGAUGGCUUGGGUGCUGAGAACGGCUUCGCUACUGACGACAGUUUUACGGCAACCGAGUCGAGCAUGGAAGAAUCUCUAGAUGUCGGGGAUCAGACACUUAACGUCACAAGCCUCAUGGGUAGAGUCUCGAACAUUGAACUCUCGGCCGACUCUGGAAGGGAUAGUGGAACUAUGGAAGAUGAGGACUUUGCACGACCUAUCCGAACAGAGACUACUGCGCCGCUUAAUAUCCAGAGGAAAGAAAAUGCGCCCGUUCAGGCAGCGCCAUCAAAUGCGUUUCCUAGUAGUGUGUUCUCUACUGCCCCAGCUCCCUCUGUGCCAGCGGGCUCUGAGAACGAGAGGCCGGCUGCGCAAAGAUCCCCAUCCCCAGGAGCAAGGAAUGCACCCGAUCCAUCCCGUCCACCCUUGCAAUCCAAAUCAGUGUUCUCUUCUUCUGUAUUCUCCGCACCCUCUACAACGCCGUCGAGAAUUCCUCGUCCUUUGUCUCCUUCAAAAACCCGGGUGUUCGAAGUUGUAUCUCCUACGAAAAAGCGUCCGGCGCCUGCACACGAUACAGCUACCGAUGCACCACAGCCUAGUCCUGCGAAGAAACGACUUCUUGAGAAUUCGACUAUUGUGAAUCAGCCGUCCCGGAAUCCGUCCCCGGCUCCCGCCCAACCAGAGCCUGCAGAGCGCACCGAACCCGCAGUACCCUUGGCUGCUCCGUUACCUACCCGUCCCGUGCCUAGAGAAAGUCUGGGAGGCAUUCGACGUCCACCAGACUACUUUGCACAACGACUUAGCCUUACGCCUGGUGUCGCAAACGUCUCUAGAUUGCCUUCCCCCUCACAUAGCGGCCGGCCAAAUGUAUCAGGAUCGAAGGAUCCACGGUUCAAUGCAUCUGCACCAGCGCCUGCACAUGUCCCUAAUGAAAAUGCGCCUACGACCAACAGUACCAUCCCUACCUCUACCCCAUUAUUGUCUCCUCCGACUGUCAUCGUCACGCCUGACGAUGCAGGAGAGAAAGAUGCCGAGCCUGAUGCAAUGAAUGUGGACAGCGGCAAGCAGGAAAUGACCGUGCAACGGAGAUCGCUGGUUUCCUCUGAUACUCAACAAUUUGCAGAAGAGUUCGAUGAUGUCCCUUCGAUAUCCAUUAAAGAAUUCUUCUUGAUGACUGGGGUGAAGUUCCACGAAUAUACUAUUCCCCGCCGGUCUACGAUACAUCCGUCCCAACUACAAGGCGCUCGCCGAGACUCGACCAUUCCGCCGUCAAUGUCCGACUACCUCACAGCAAUGAUAGUGCAUGUUCCACAGCUCGAGUUGUAUCGGUUAGUUACGAAGGAUCUUCAAGCAUUCAUCGACAACAGCGAGAAGAUCUACCGCGAGGCAGAGGAUGAAGUAGGGAAGCUGACACCCGUACUUUUCCGGGAGUUUGCGCAAGCAAACGAAGAAGGCCGGGAAGAACUUCUGCAUCAACUUAAGCUUAUCAAGGCGAACAGGCUAAUUGCUGCAAAAGAUAGAUGGUAUGAUGUCAGGAGUCGCUGGAUCCAGGGUCUGCAGGAGAACGUUGAUCGUGGAUUCUCCGAGCUCGAGAAGGACCGAGAUGCUCUAGAGAGCAUAAUCAGCCAAGCACAGGUUCUACUGCCUGCUUUGCGACAACAGCAUGCACAGGCACAAGCUCAGCUCGAAAGGGAGCGCACUGAUAUUGAAGAAGUCGAGAAUAGUGAUCCGAACUAUCUUGAAGAGCUUAAGAUCGCCAUUGAGGAACAAAACCAAUUGCUUGAAGUAUACAAAACGGAUGUCACUGAAGGAAGUGCAAAGAUAGAGCGACUUGAGGGUAAACUCGAGGAGCUCGAGGCACAGAGACUUGAGAAUGUCCAGGCAAUCGAGGCGGCAGAACGACGAAUAUCGUAUAACAAGUCCAGUACACGCGCAGAAGUGUUCCGCCUCAAAGACGAGCUUGAAUGCUUGCAAGUCCUUCAUUCAUGGCGCGUAUCAAGGGCGUCAGAGUCGUUGGUCGAACUGAUGUUCACCGAUCUGUACCUUGUUUCAAUUCCGUGCACAAAAUUCCGGCCCGCCAUUCCAAGAAUAACCGUCUCCCGCGUUGAUCGAAGCGAAGAGCUUAAAUACGCUAAGAAGAGGCCAGAUCCGUUCCCGCUUCUCAGCGAUCUCGCAGUUAGUCAGGGCGAAGCGUUCGCGCGGAGUUUAUCGACUAAGUCCAUUAAAAAGAUCGUCGAAGCUAUGAGCGACUUCUGGACGUCCUGCAUGCAAAUUCGGACGCAACUUACGUUCCUAGGGAUCAAGUACCCACUCACGCUCGAACCUCUUGCACCGCAGGACGACGAUGGAACGCCCAUAGGGCUUAAAGCCGUUGCGUCGAUUCUGAUACAUAAGCACAAGACGAAGCUACUCGUAGGGUUUAUGUUUAAUCCGGAGGUGCUUUCGAGCUGGCCGUUCUCGAUUCGAAAACUUCAAGUUGAGGUGAAGACAGCUUAUGGAAAGAUUAACUCGGAAGACAUGCGCAGUGCCGUCCUACAACGACUGUCCGAAGCAUCUAUCGAGAACAACCACGCGUGUCUCCUUGAUUCUUGUGUUGAAGCAGCACAACGCUUCGAAUAA
Molecule: messenger RNA, 3783 nt
Organism: Fomitiporia mediterranea MF3/22
Lineage: Eukaryota; Fungi; Basidiomycota; Agaricomycetes; Hymenochaetales; Hymenochaetaceae
Exons: 10
Coding region: 1-3783 (1260 amino acids)
Biological process (GO): mitotic sister chromatid biorientation; mitotic spindle assembly checkpoint signaling; protein localization to kinetochore
Source: RefSeq, a predicted model, not a curated record